CUUUGUCAUGUAGUUGAACCAUUCAUUGCAGAUAACUUCUAAUACAAAACAUUUUCACUGUCAUUCCGGUAUUUUUCUCACUGCAUGAUUUAGACAAGAAAUUCUAGAAAUAUAAUGUUGUUUCUAGAGAUACUUUAAACUGUGUUUUGCUUUCUGGGUUUACACCAGAUUUCAUUCUUGUACUCUACUUCGUUUUGCUUUUUUUUUUUUAAUAUUACUACUAUAUAUUUUGGCAUAAAAAGUGUGAUUGUUUCAGUUAGAGUGUUUUAGGCAGCAUUAUAGCUGUGGUUAUUUGCUGUUCUUUUCCAGUUUCUUGUGCUGGAAAAAGGGUUCUGCUAAGUUUUCAUUUAACUGUUUCUAGUUGUUGCCGUUCACUGAAAAGGGUUUAAAGUUGUUCAAUUUGUGAGUCUUUGGAAAGGGUAGUCCAAAUUAUAUACUGUUACUUAUUGAAGCUGGCAUUUUUGGGUUGUUAAAUUUUGUGAGUCUUGGAAAAGGGUGUAGACUCCUGCAAUUUAGUAGGGAGUCAUGGCAUCUGCUGUUACUCUCCGGGUCUCGCCUUGUUUUGGGGUGAAUCCAAAGUUUAAGCCUCAUUUUCGAGUGCGAGCUGAGAGAUUAGGUGGUGGUGAUUUGUCAGUGUUGUCAUCUGAUGGGGUCUCAGUGAAUGGAGCAGGUUCUGUUAUUGGAGAGAAAGAAAAGAAAGGGUCCUUGAUUGAUGGUGGGAAUGGGAGGUUAAAGCCUAAAGUUGAGAAAAAAUUGGUGAAAGAAAUGGUUUCUGAAGAAUUGGAAGUGUUGUGGGACGAUGGUUAUGGUACUAAUACUGUGAAAGAUUACCUUGAUAGAGCAAAGGACAUGAUUAAGCCUGAUGGUGGACCACCUAGGUGGUUUUGCCCUGUUGAGUGUGGUCGUCCUGUAAAAGGUUCUCCUGUUCUUCUGUUUUUACCUGGACUUGAUGGUGUUGGGAUUGGCCUCAUUUUGCACCAUAAAGCUCUUGGAAAGGUUUUUGAAGUUCAGUGCCUUCAUGUUCCUGUCUGUGACCGAACUCCAUUUGAAGGACUGGUGAAAGUUGUUGAAGAAACUCUUAGGCUUGAGCAUGCUUCACGUCCGAAUAGUCCAAUCUAUUUGGUGGGAGAUUCCUUUGGAGGAUGUUUAGCACUUGCAGUUGCUGCUCGUAAUCCCACUAUUGACUUAGUGGUGAUAUUAGUGAAUCCAGCUACAUCAUUUGGCAGGUCACAGCUGCAACCAUUGUUCCCUAUAUUGAAAGCUUUUCCUGAUGAGCUACAUGUUACCAUCCCCUAUAUUCUGAGCCUUGUGAUGGGCGAACCAUUGAAAAUGGCAACAGUUGGUGUUGAAGGUAGGCUUCCCCCCACACAGAAAAUUGAACAAUUGUCUGACAACCUCACUGCUUUGCUUCCUCGUCUUUCUUGUUUGGCUGAUAUUAUACCAAAGGAGACUCUUGUUUGGAAGUUGAAAUUGCUUAAAUCAGCUUCUGCUUAUGCUAAUUCACGUCUGCAUGCUGUUAAAGCUGAAGUACUAGUGCUUGCGAGUGACAAGGAUAAUAUGCUUCCAAGUCGAGAAGAAGCUCAUCGUCUUAAGAAUUUAUUACCAAAUUGUGAAAUCCGUUUCUUCAAGGACAAUGGGCAUACCCUCUUACUGGAAGAUAGCCUGAAUUUACUGACUGUCAUUAAGGGCACUAGCAAAUACCGUCGUUCCAGGAGGCAUGACUAUAUCUCAGAUUUUCUGCCUCCCAGCAUGUCAGAAUACAGAUAUGCAUUUGGUGAAGUAACUGGAUUAUUACGUUUUGCUUCUUGUUCUGCUAUGUUCUCAACCAUGGAAGAUGGGAAGAUAGUGCAGGGGCUUGCGGGGGUUCCAAAUGAAGGCCCUGUGCUGUUUGUUGGUUACCAUAUGCUGAUGGGGUUAGACCUUCCUUGUCUUAUUGAAGCAUUCUUAAGAGAGAAGAACAUUAUGGUCCGAGGAAUAGCACAUCCAGAGUUAUUUUGGGGGAAAUUUAGGAGUGCAGGUAAUGAAUUUGCAUUCCCUGAUUGGGUCAAAGUAAUGGGUGCAUUACCUGUCACAGCAAACUACCUUUUCAGAGCUUUGUCCACAAAAGCCCAUGUUCUUCUUUAUCCUGGGGGUCAGCGUGAGGCCCUCCAUUAUAAGGGUGAACAAUAUAAAUUAUUUUGGCCAAAUCAACCAGAAUUUGUGAGAAUGGCAGCACGGUUUGGGGCCACAAUUGUACCUUUUGGGACUGUAGGAGAAGAUGAUAUUGCAGAAUUGGUUCUUGAUUACCAUGACCUGAUGAAAAUCCCUGGGGUUAGUGAUUUUAUCAACAAAGCCCGUCAGGAUGCUAUAAAAAUAAGGGAUGAAACAAAGGGCGAGGUAGCCAAUCAAGAGCUCUUUAUUCCAGGGAUGUUACCCAAGCUACCAGGCCGCUUUUACUAUCUGUUUGGAAAGCCGAUAAAAUUGAAGGGAAGAGAGGAUUUGUUGGAGAACCGAGAAGAUGCAAAUGAAUUGUAUUUGCAGGUUAAGUCAGAAGUUGAACAAUGUAUUUCUUACUUGUUGAAGAAGCGGGAGGAGGACCCAUAUAGGAGUAUAAUCGAUAGGACAAUCUACCGUGCAUUGUAUUCUCCUCUAGACCAAGUUCCAUCAUUCGAGCCUUGAAAAAUUUACUCUAGCAUAUGCAUCUUGAUUCUUUAACAGGCUUAGUUUUGUACAAUCUAUAUGGUAUAUUAUGUUGCACAAUUGUUACAAAAUUUGCAAAUACCAAAGGAAAAAAGGAAAUUGGUUUGUUUAUCAUUA
Molecule: messenger RNA, 2796 nt
Organism: Theobroma cacao (cacao)
Lineage: Eukaryota; Viridiplantae; Streptophyta; Magnoliopsida; Malvales; Malvaceae
Gene: PES1
Product: Esterase/lipase/thioesterase family protein
Cellular component (GO): membrane
Source: RefSeq, a predicted model, not a curated record